GCCGAUCGUUCCUGAGGCGGCAGAGGAGUCGGACGGGAGAGUUUGGCGGGCGGUGAUGGCUGCGCUGAAGUACGCCGGCUUGGACGACACGGACAGCGACGAGGAGCUGCCGCCCGGCUGGGAGGAGCGGACCACCAAGGACGGCUGGGUCUAUUACGCCAAUCACCUUGAAGAGAGAACUCAGUGGGACCAUCCCAAGUCUGGAAAACGGAAGCGUGUUGCAGGAGAUUUGCCAUAUGGGUGGGAGCAAGAAACGGAUGAAAAUGGACAAGUCUAUUUUGUUGACCAUAUAAACAAAAGGACAACAUACCUUGACCCAAGACUGGCGUUCACAGUGGAAGAUAAUCCAAUGAAACCCAAUGCCAAGCAGAAGUAUGAUGGAAACACUACUGCGAUGGAAAUUCUUCAGGGGCGAGAUAUGAGUGGAAAAGUAAUCGUAAUCACUGGAGCAAAUGCAGGAAUAGGCUUUGAGACAGCAAGGUCCUUUGCACUUCACGGAGCACAUAUUAUCCUUGCCUGCCGGGAUAUGACGAAAACUAAUGAAGCUGUGCAGCGUAUCUUGGAAGAAUGGCACAAAGCCAAGGUGGAAGCAAUGAACUUAGACCUUGCAUCUCUUCGGAGCGUACAGGAGUUUGCUGAAGCAUUCAAAUCCAAGAAUAUACCUCUCCAUAUUCUGAUCUGCAACGCUGGUAUUUUCGGGGUCCCUUGGCAGUUGACUGAAGAUGGUCUGGAGUCUGUGUUCCAGGUCAAUCAUCUGGGGCACUUUUACCUCAUUCAGCUUCUCAGAGAUGUUCUCUGCCGCUCAGCUCCUGCCCGAAUUGUGAUAGUUUCAUCCGAAUCUCACAGGUUUUCAGAAAUUAAUGGCCCCACAGGAAAACUUGACUUAAAUCUGCUUUCUCCAGCUAAAAAAGAUUACUGGUCUAUGGUAGCCUACAAUCGGUCGAAACUGUGCAACAUUCUGGUAUCCAAUGAGCUCAACCGCCGUCUUUCCCCCCAUGGGGUGACAUCAAACACCUUGCAUCCUGGGAAUAUGAUGUAUUCGUCCCUUCAUCGCUACUCGUGGCUGUAUAAGCUGCUGUUUACUUUGGUUCGUCCUUUUACGAAGUCCAUGCAACAAGGAGCUGCCACCACUGUCUACUGUGCUUGUGCCCCAGAAUUGGAAGGCCUGGGCGGGAUGUACUUCAACAACUGCUGCCGUUGCCCACCAUCAGGAGAGGCAGAGAAUGCUGAAACCGCAGCGGCCUUGUGGGAGCUGAGUGAGAAGCUAAUCCAAGAACGAACUGGCAACUUCAGCAAGUAGCAAGGUCUUCUGGAAGGAUGGAAAACCUACUGAGUAUAGGUACUCGGGCAGAGAGAGAGAGAGAGAGAGAGAGAGAGAGAAAGAGAGAGAGAGGUGGGUGGGGGGGAAGAGAAAAGAAAAACUGCCAGCACUGGAACCUUUCCAAGCCUAUCAUCUAGAAGUUUACAUAUAUAGCUUAGCUAGUGUUAUAUGAUAGCAGUUAUGACAUAGAGAGCAAUGAUAAAAAAAAAAGGUGGAGGGUUGGGGGAACAAGGAAGGAUUUGCAGACAAUGUAACUUUGCCAGCUUUUAGGCCUUCUGAAUUUAGUUUAUUUGAUUAUUCCCAGUUCAGAGUAUAGGCCACCAAAGGACCAAGGGGCAACCUUGCACAUUUUUUUUUUUUUUUAGGUGUACAUCUCCCCUUGAAAAAAAUGUACAUCUAAAAAAAGAUGACAGCACAUGUAAAAAAUGUGUAUGAUAUAGGUACACUUAUCAGGGAGUUGUUGCAUAAUGUGUGAGCGGCCUACAGUGCCAUCCUAGGUGGAGUGACACACUUGUAAGCCUACUGAGAUCAUUGGGCUUACAAGGGUGUCACUCUACUUAGGAUGGCACUGUGACUUUCUCAUGUGUUAAAAAACAAAUGGCUCAGAAUACAGGAACCACCGCCAAAGUUUCACUUUGCAAUCAGGGCAUUUAGUCUCUGAUGAGGGCCUUCCAUUGCCUGUGUUGCUGAUAGCGGUUAACAUUUAGUGGAUGUGACAAAACCACCCACAACUUUUAAAUAAUCAAAAAAGUCUCAUUGCUGCAAAUAAAACUACCUUGCCAAGAAAGAGAAGGUGCCCAAAGUCCAGGUUACGUUGUUUCUAAUUAAAUAUAUUGCAAGAUUUCCUUAAAAUAUGAUAUUAAAAGGUACAUUUGCAAACCAUUCUCUAAAUAUGAUUGGGAUAAUAUUGUCUCUUUAUAAACACCGAGGGUGUAAUCAAUCGAUGGGGGUUCAAAGGUAUUCCAUCCCAGUUUUAAGGAGGGU
Eublepharis macularius is the source of this 2305-nucleotide messenger RNA. It is a transcript of the gene WWOX, whose product is annotated as WW domain containing oxidoreductase. The coding region runs from base 56 to 1300 and encodes 414 amino acids. The transcript is spliced from 9 exons. The record is from RefSeq and is a predicted model, not a curated record. Gene Ontology annotation, molecular function: protein binding. Lineage: Eukaryota; Metazoa; Chordata; Lepidosauria; Squamata; Eublepharidae.